GUGUCGAGAUCUCCGCUGCGCCAUGCCGAUCCCGAAGUGGACCAGAGUUUGGCACUGCGACGACCCGACGGACCUGGAAGCCGUGGUGCAAGGACGGUCCGGGCGAUGCUCAACACGUGAAUUUAUGGAUGAGAUGAAUGAACACCAGCCAGGCUCAGGCGAAGCGCUCCGUUGCAUGGAGCGUGAUCCCGUGCAGGCGAUCAAGGCCCGUUGGCAGUACUUGCAUUUUGGCUUGGUUCUGCUAUUGCUUGCCGUGGCAGCAGUUUGGUUUCUGCGUUCCAAGGUGAACAGCGCGAACCUGGCUGUGGAUUCUGUGGAUUCUGUGGAUUUCUAUCUGCCCAACCGCGGGCACACAGAUUCCAAAGGUGAAUGGAGGGCCGACACCUGGGACCACUUUCAGAUCCCAGACUGCGACUCGGGGCCACCCCCAGGCAGCAAGGAACUGGUCCACUGGGUGCAAAACGUGAAAGAGUGGGUCAAUGACACCAAAGGU
Cladocopium goreaui is the source of this 493-nucleotide messenger RNA. Lineage: Eukaryota; Dinophyceae; Suessiales; Symbiodiniaceae. The record is from the annotation of a GenBank genome assembly.